This is a messenger RNA of Peromyscus eremicus (cactus mouse), 4409 nucleotides long. It is a transcript of the gene Vsig10l, whose product is annotated as V-set and immunoglobulin domain containing 10 like. The record is from RefSeq and is a predicted model, not a curated record. The transcript has 10 exons. NCBI's taxonomy places the organism in Eukaryota, Metazoa, Chordata, Mammalia, Rodentia, Cricetidae. The coding region runs from base 1 to 2550 and encodes 849 amino acids.
AUGGGCCUCCCAUCGGCUCUGCUGCUCUUCCUACUCCUGGCAUUCAGAGCAGGGCUCCUAGCCCUCCAGCCAGCUUCUAGACCUCCGCGACCCUCUGCCUCCUCCUCAGACUCAGGGGGCUCUUCUCAGGGCUUUGUUUCAAAAGACUCCAGCCAGCCCCCGAGCCAGAAUUUUCCAGAUCAGCCUCCAGGGUCAGAAGCCUCUGCUGCAAUCCCUGAUUCCAACUGGUUUCCUCGGGGGCUGAAUUCAAGCCAUGUACCUGGGUCAUUCUGGACCAAUGUGUCUUCUGGGGGACAAUAUCUGAGCCCCGAUGGCACCUUCUCUAAAAUUCCUGCUUCCCAAGUGGCUUUCGAUGGUUUCAAUUCUCAAGAUCCUGCUAAAGACCCCGGGCCUUCCUUCUCUGUUCAAGUCCCAGGCACCAAAGUACCCAGCAAGGCCCCAGGUUCAAAGCCACCCCUGAAGCAUCACAAUCUUGAACUUUCUGCCCAGAACCUUGAAUCCAAAGUUUCUUUGGAGACUCACCAGGCUGCAAGUUUCCCCCAGCAAGUCGGGGGACCCCUUGCUGUGCUAGUGGGAACCACCAUCAAGCUCCCUCUGACUCCAGUCCCCAGCCCCAGGCCUCCUGCCCCUCUGGUGGUCUGGCGCCGGGGCUCCAAGGUACUGGCAGCUGGGGGCCUGGGGUCACAAGCUCCACUGAUCAGUCUGGACCCCAUGCAUCAAGCCCGCUUGAGAUUUGACCAGAUUCGAGGGGGUCUGGAACUCACUUCUGCACGGCUGGAUGAUGCAGGCGUGUACACAGUUGAGGUCAUCAGAGGAGGAGUCUCCCAACAGAUUCGGGAGUUCACGGUGGGUGUAUAUGAGCCCUUACCCCAGUUGUCGGUACAGCCCAGGGCUCCAGAGACAGAGGAGGGGGCAGCCGAGCUGAGUCUGCGCUGCGUAGGGUGGAAUCCAGGUAGUGGGGAGCUAAGUUGGAGCAGAGACGGUCGUGCCCUGGAGAGCCCAGACCCUGAAGGCGCAGAGCCACCUCGCAUCCGCGCAAAACGGGACCAGCUGCUCAUCUCACGUCCGGUACGCAGCGACCACGCCCGGUACACCUGCCGUGUCCGCAGCCCCUUUGGCCACACCGAGGCUGCAGCUGACGUCAGUGUCUUCUACGGCCCGGAUGCUCCAGUCAUCAAGGUCUUCUCCGACCGCGAUGCGGUUCCUGAGCUCUACGUUACCGCGGGCAGCAAUGUCACCUUGCACUGCUCGGCCCCCUCGCGGCCGUCUGCGGACAUUGCAUGGAGUCUGGCAGACCCCACAGAGGCCGCAGUGCCUGCGGGGCCUCGCCUCCUGCUGCCGUCGGUGGGGCCAGGCCACGCCGGCGCUUACGCCUGCAUAGCUGCGAACCCCCGCACCGGCCGCCGCAGGCGUUCGGUGCUCAACCUCACUGUGGCGGAUCUGCCCCCCGGGGCCCCACAAUGCUCAGUGGAAGGGGGUCCCGCGGACCGGAGCCUCCGCUUUCGCUGCUCCUGGCCCGGUGGGGUCCCUGCCGCCUCUCUGCAGUUCCAGGGUCUCCCCGAAGGCGUCCGUUCAGAGCCGGUGCCAUCUGCACUCCUGGUGGCUGUCCCGGCCCGCCCGGAGCUCAGUGGCGUCGCAGUCACCUGUUUGGCCCGCCACCUGGUGGCGACACGCACCUGCACGAUCAUCCCGGAAGCCCCCCAGGAAGUGCUGCUCCAGCCAGUAGUGGAGGAGACAGAACCAGGGGAUGUGGUGGUAACACUGGAGGUCACUGGCUGUCCCCCACCCUCAAGAGCAUCCUGGGCCCGGGAAGGAAGGCCCUUGGCUUCAGGAGGUGGGAGUCGACUGCGGCUUAGUGAGGAUGGCCGGAAGCUCCUCAUCAGCAACUUCAACCUGGAUUGGGACCUGGGGAACUACUCUGUGCUAUGCAGCAGCGCACUGGGCGCUGGAGGCAACCAGAUCACCCUUGCUGGGCCCUCCAUUUCCUCGUGGAGGCUGCAGAGAGCCCAAGAAGCCGCAGUGCUGACCUGGGAUGUGGAGCGAGGCACCCUGCUCACUGGUUUUCACAUCCAGGCAUGGACAGAUGGCUCUGACCUGGAUAGAGUCACCAUGAGCAGGGACUGGGUCUCCCUGCUCGUUCUGGGCCCUCAGGAAAGGUCAGCCAUCGUACCACUCCCUCCUCGGAACCCUGGGACCUGGACCUUUCGCAUCUUGCCCAUCUUGGGGUCUCUGCCAGGGACCCCAUCUCAAAGCCGGGUCUACCAAGCGGAUUCUGCCCUGAGUCCCGGAGCCAUCGCGGGCAUCGUCCUGGGCUCUCUGUUGGGCUUGGCGCUGCUGGCUGGCCUUCUGCUCCUGUGUAUCUGCUGCCUGAGGCAUUUCCCAGGAAAAAAGGUGCAGAAUUUGACCCCAGUGCGGACCCCACGGCCACUGCCCAUCAAAAGCCAGCUGCAGAGCCCUCGCCCAGUCAAGGCCCAACAAGUCAUCAGCCCCAGUCCAGCUUAUUGUCCAGGUGGCAGCCCAUGGACUGUUCGGGCAGCCACCCAGGUAUGACAAAAGCUGGUGGCCCACUCUCCAUGAAGUGUUUUGGGGUACAGUUUCCUGCUUUGUCCCAGAAGCAUGGGGCCUACUACGACUGAGGAUUGGACUCUAAGGGUGGGACAUCCUGUCCCCCUCUUGUCUCAGAAGACUCAACCUGUCCUUUUGCAUCUAAGAACAUCAAUGUGACUCUGGGGAUAGGAGAGCCACCUACAGAAGGGCGAAUGGCGGUUGGCAGAAACUCAGAACCUCUGACAUAUAGGGCCUGCUGUUUAGCUCCAAGCUGGAAGGGGAGCCUCCCCACAGCUUCUGCUCCCUUCUUCUGCCUCCUCCAGGCCACACCCCUUCAGCUUUCAGAGACUCCCAUCAUCCAACACAUGAGAUCUUACACCAUCCCAUUCCCCACUUCCUCCCCCAUCUCUUGAUUUCCUUUUUUGCUUUGUUUUGUGACUCAGAGUCUCAUGGAGCCCAGGCUGGCAUCAGACUUGUUAGAUAGCCCAGACUGGCCCUGAACUCAUGAUUCUCCUGCCCCAGUCCCCCAAGUGCUGGGACUGCAGGCAUGGGCCACCACACACACCUUUCUUUCUUUCUACUGUUUUUUGUUUUUUGUUUUUGAGAAAGGAUCUCAUAACGUAGACCUGGUUGGCCUCACACUCCCCAGUCUUCCUGCUUCAGUUUCCUGGGUGCUGAGAUGGCAGCCAUGCACUAUCAUGACUUCUCUCUAUCCUUUCUCUCUAAAUUCCUCUCCGGCUGUACAUAGUGUUUAGACAUCAUUCAGUCUCUGCAUUCUAACCUCUGAGGCCUGUGGUUUGGCCUCUGUCAACUCCUGUGACUUCUCCUCCCAAGGCUACUCCUCCGUAGGCCUUCUGCCAACUGCACUUCCCCCAGCCUCCAGCUCUUUGUCCCUGGAGUUCUCUCUGCCUGGACACUUCUCUUUCCCAUGUCAUUGAUUUAUCAAGGCUUGAAGUAGCCAUUAGCACUCAGAAAGACACCCCUCCCCUGCCUUGAAUGUGAGUGAAGUUCCACGUCCCCAGCUUCCCUCCGGUCCUGUAAGUGUGCAAUGACAGAUGUCAGGAAGCUUCCCUCUCUGAACUGAAAGCUCAGUGAGGCACACACCACACUAUUAUCCCAGCAGAAACAGAGCCUGGCACACAGCAGGCAAGCAAUAAAUACUGUGGACUGAUGAAAUAUUCCGGUGCCCAUGAAGAGCUGCUGCUGUUGCUACUAUCCUUGGCAAGACAUGUCUUCCUUUUUCAACAAGAGUUCUCACGGGAAAUUUAGAGUUGCAGCAGUGAGGAAUCUUAGGCUGCAAGCAGCAACACACAGAGCCAGGUACCACAGUCCAAGGUAAUGCAAACACUUGGGAGCUUGAGGUAGGAAGAGCACAUGCUCAAGGCCAGUGUUUCAGAGGGAGACCUUGUCUCAAAACACCAAGGACUUGGGAUGUGGUUCCAUACUAGAGCAGCUGCCUAGAAUCCCUCAGUGACAGAUGAGAAUGUGGCUCCGUGGUAGAGCUCCUGUCUAGAAUCUCCCAGUAAGGAUUAAAUACUGGGUUCAGUCCCUAAUACUAUAUAUAUACAAAGGGGGAGAAAAAUCAAGAUUUUGUAUUUUUUUUUAAUCACUGCCAACAGAAAGCAUGAUACAAAUUAGCUUAUACAAACACAGGCUUUACUGCUUGUGUGUGGGUGAGUGGGCUUCAGGUAGGGUUUGAUCCAGCUGCUCUACCCUUUCCUCACUGCUACCCCCCAUAACACUCCCCCUCCACAUAAUAAAGCUACACUGCAUGCUCAGGCUAUGAGACUGAGCCCCCUUGACCAGCAGAAGAGCCUCCCUUCCUAGAGACAAUAUGCCUCCUUGUUAGCAUCAUUGGGUCA